CAUAUACACUAAAUACAUAAAUAUGUUCGAUGCAUAUUUAAUGGUAAUCAAUUUGAAUGAUUCUUAAAUAUAAAGUGCAUGGAAAGUCAGAGUACUAGAGUUUAUGUACAGAGGGAGAGGCUACACAAGCAGUUGAGCACGCAAAACUCUGACAUCAGGGAGGAUGAGGGUAGGGUUUCCUUGUGCGCUUUUACCUAGAUGUGUAGGGAUCGCAGAGAGGGCUUUAAAAAAAGUCAUAAAAUACAAUUAAUAAAUAGAUACAUGGAACAUGGAUUGGAGUGAUAUGGAUUAGCAUUCUAAAAUAAAUUUUGAACUAGGAUUACAAUAUUUUAAUAUAAUUAAUAUUUAUUAUUGUUGUUGUUAUGUGAGAAUUUGUCUUGGUUUACAGCAGCAAUUCACUUACUGUAAUUUACUUGAAUUUCCAGUGGUCCUGUAGGGAUCUCGUGUGAAACCCUCUGAAAACUGCAACUGUUGUCACAGACUCAGGAACUGACCUGCAUGUGCCAAAGACGGCCAGUGCUGAUAGACUCGCACGCCCCUGUGCGCGUGCCGUGGGAGCUCGUGCCCGUGCUGCAAGCUAGCGGGUCCAAACCUUUUUGGCCCUGCUGUUGUCAGGGCACUUUCACAGACACGUGGCCUAUCAGGCAUGGUAUCAUUGAGGACUGGGAUCUGAUGGAGAAGUUCAUGGAGCAGGUCAUAUUUAAAUACCUGCGUGCAGAACCGGAGGACCACUUCCUCAUGGUUUGAGUCCUCCAUCCUUCCCAUGGUCCCUGCGCCUGUUGCUCUCUGCCACAGAGACGUUUCAUAACAGAGCCUCCACUGAACACUACAGAGAACAGAGAGUACUUAGCUGAGAUCAUGUUUGAAACCUUCAACAUUCCAGGCCUCUACAUCGCUGUACAGGCUGUUCUGGCAUUGGUAGCUUCCUGGACGUCCAGGCAGGCGGAGGACUACGUGAUUGGUAGCUGUAUAAAACACAUCCCUGUAGCAGGCAGGGACAUCACCUACUUCAUCCAGCAGCUGCUCAGGGAGAGAGAGGUGGGAAUUCCUUCUGAACAGUCACUAGAGACAGCGAAGGCAGUCAAGUUCGCCAACUUGGACUUCAUACAGCCCAUUUCAGACGUGGUGGAUGAGAUCAUUCAGACCUGUUCGAUAGAUGUGAGAAGACCUCUUCAUAAGAAUAUAGUGCUUUCUGGAGGAUCCACCAUGUUCAGGGACUUUGGGCGUCAUCUGCAGAGGGACCUGAAGCGUGUGGUUGACUCUAGACUCCAGCUGAGUGAAGAACUCAGUGGAGGCAGGAUAAAGGCUCAUCGCAGUCUUCAGCGUGUUCUUCUUCAGCAAACCUCUCUUCAUCAUCGUUCGGCUUGUCUUCUCCCCCGUAUUCGCCACAGUGCCUCUGGGUCGGUACUGCACCAACUCCGGUGCUCUUGCACAGGUUUAAAUCUCUUCCAUUGACUAUUCUAAAUCACCACCCACGUCUGCACAAGAAGAGACGGUUGUCCUUUUUUUGCAUAUAUAACGCAUGAGCUUAAUGCUUUCUAAUGCAGAGAUGUCUAAGAGUAAGCAGCCAACGCCAUCUAGAAUGGAGCACUGUAAAAUCAAAUCUGAGAAACAUAUUCUGAGUUUUAACAAAAAGGUGUAUUGGUGAGAAAUUAGGAAACCUUAACUUUCUGUCCACCUCUAAAUACUAAUUAAUCUGAUAGAGUUUACAUGUCUUCAGUCAAAUUCCUGUUGUGAGAAUUCAAUGAAAUCUGAAGGUAAAAACCUGUUUGCUUAUAUGCGGACAUCUAUGAGGAAAUCACUUGAAAUGACUUACACAUACUGGAAUAUGUAGUGGUGAGUUGACUGAAGCAGGAGGUGAAACAGGAUACAGAUGUGUUAAUGUUUUUCUCAGUCCAGUCCACAGUUGAAAAGCCGGUAGACAGAAAACAUUGACGUAAAUCAUAGUGAAUGUACAGGGAGCCUUUGCAGUGACUGUCAAUAAACUCUUAUUUCACUUAUUGCACAGCAAUAGCAAACAUACAGAUAAAUGUACAUGAUGCAUAACAGCUGUGCCGUGGUAACAGGCCUACACAAAGUAGCACGUUAUUGUGCAGGAAAGUGUUUGUGCGUUGCUUGGCAACAGUCCAGUCCCAGUCCAAUUGCUGAACUAUUCGUGCUGGC
Messenger RNA from Electrophorus electricus (electric eel), 2163 nucleotides. NCBI's taxonomy places the organism in Eukaryota, Metazoa, Chordata, Actinopteri, Gymnotiformes, Gymnotidae. The record is from RefSeq and is a predicted model, not a curated record.